This is a messenger RNA of Symbiodinium sp. CCMP2592, 3276 nucleotides long. NCBI's taxonomy places the organism in Eukaryota, Dinophyceae, Suessiales, Symbiodiniaceae. The record is from the annotation of a GenBank genome assembly.
AUGAAUUCGAACUGGACCUCAAGGACUUGCAUUGGUGACGAUUAUCGCUGGAUGUAUGCAUCCCCUCGUGUUGCAGAGGAGAACAUCUCCAUGCCCAUCCCUCCGGGGCAAGCUGGUGGUGCGAGUCCCAGUUCACACAGCAUCAGCCUCUUCAAAUCUGCCUUCGGCUGGUGUCCUGAGGUAACAAGCUUCGAGGCGACACCCUUCGUGGGCAAGAAUGGUGUCUUCCUCGUGGACGUGGGAUCUCAUUCCGGACCUGCCCAGGAGGUGCCAGGCAGCGGCCAGAUCAAUUGGCCGAACAGCAUCACAACUCUGAAUGCCAGCGUUUUCGGCUUCGCCGCGGUGGCUGUUGGGAACGGCUUCCUUGUACCAACGCACACGACAGGUGGUGUCUAUGUCAUGGAGGCAUCGACCCGGCCAUCCACUCUCCAGGAGCCUGUCAAGAUUUCCAAAGACCUGUCUGGCUGGUUCUACCACCAGGCACACUUUGUGGACAUGGAUGGGGAUGGGCUUUUGGAUGUCCUCACUGCCAGAUGCGAAUAUGCCGUCUGGCCCUGGGCAAAGAAGCGUGGCGAGCUGGUUUGGCUGAAGCAGCCGGCGAAGGAUGCUUUGGCUGGGCCGCCGUGGGAAGAGCACGAGCUUGGUGCGGGGCCAGACUUCCUUUUUUGUGUGCAUCCCAACAGCUCUCGGCUGGCUCUGGUCGCGCCGGAGUUCGUGAGCGGACGAGUGGUCUACUGGUUCAUGCAGCAAAAUGGCACGAUGAGCAGUCGGCUACUGGACGAUACCAUUGGCCCCGGCUUUUCUUGCUCCUGGACGGAUCUGAAUGCAGAUGGACACCUGGACUUGCUGGUAACGAACCACGCAGCCGUCAACGGCUCCGUCUUUGCUUAUUCCUUCAGCAGCGAUGACAUUGCCUCAGCACAGAUCACUCGGCACGUGUUAGCCACGGGCUUCACGCCUGCCAAGAUCGACAAAGGUAAGGCCUCGCCUGGAGACGCACUGGCUUUCCAGCCUCACAUUAAUUCGACGGACAAGCCGUAUAUCUUCGUUUCCGGAGACAACUCCAACAGCAUUUUUCUUCUGACACCUGUAUCGAAGGACCAAUCUGAUUGGACAUACUCUCUGGAAGAAGUGCAAGACUUUGGAGCAGACAUCGGUCGGCCAUCAAUCGGUGACGUGGACGGCAACGGUUUCGCAGACAUUUUCGUGCCUGUGUACGAUUCAAAGAGAGUCGUCCACUAUGAAUUCCGCCGGGGCUUGGCCUGGCGGCUUGGGCCCGGGCGCGACAGAGAGCUGAAGCUUCGGGCGGAUGCCGGAGCUCCGCCGGAGGCCGCACCGUCAGAGUGCGGAUCCUGUAUGCCUCCAUGUCAGGAACAUCCCAGGCAACAGCAGUGGCGCUGGAGGAGUCCAUCCGCCGUGCUGUGCCAGAGACUUCGCUUCCUGCUGAGGCAAAGUUGCAGAUCAGCAUCGAGGACUUGUCGACCUUUGCAUUCGACACCCUGCUCUCCCGUACGCACAGAUGCAGUCAGCACCGACAUUGUUGCGUUGCUUUUGUCAACCUACACUGAUGGUCUUCUUCCGCCCAGCAGUGCUCACUUUGGCACUCUCCUGGCCGAUCACGUCCAUGACUUCCGCGUGGGUCGAUCAGCGAUGAGCCAUUUGCACUUUGCUGUCAUGGGCUUCGGCAGCUCCGUGUACGCGGACGCUGGCCACUUCUGCACUGCCGCAGUGCGUGCGGAUGCAGCGCUUGCUGCGCUGGGAGGGCUGCGCGUGGCACGACUCCUGCGGGUUACGGACACGAAGGAGCUUGCGAACCAGGCCAGCGAAUGGCAGUUGGAGAUGCAGUCUGCAAUCUCGGCUGCGCUCAGGGGCGUCGAAAUCCCGAAGGCACCCGGGAUUGAGGGCAACGCGGCUGCUGAGGCGGCCGUGUCGCAAACAGCAGACCAAGAAGGUGGAGAGGCCAGCUCAGACUCUGAGGAUGACAGCAGCACCACUGUCAGCUCAGGCGAGGCUGCAGCAAAGGGCUCCACGUCCGAUGUGGAAGAGCUUGCGGAGGGAUGCGCUGGGGACACGGUCAAGAAGCCGGAGGAGCGGCAGAUGCUUACCACGAAGCAUCGUGCGCAACUCACAAAGGAAGGCUACAAGAUCGUUGGUUCGCACUCGGCGGUGAAGCUCUGCCGUUGGACGAAGCACCAGCUCAGAGGCCGAGGAGGAUGCUACAAGCACUCCUUCUAUGGCAUCACGUCUUACCAGUGCAUGGAGGCGACGCCCUCCCUGGCAUGUGCCAACAAGUGCGUCUUCUGCUGGCGCCAUCACAAGAAUCCAGUGGGAACCGAAUGGAAAUGGUCGAUGGAUCCUCCUGAUCAGAUUGUGGCCGAAGGCAUCGAUCAGCAUCGGAGGAUGAUCCGGGAGUGCAAGGGCAUUCCUGGAGUCAAAAAGGAACGCUUCGAAGAAGCGAUGACGGUGAGGCAUUGUGCUCUGUCACUCGUCGGCGAGCCGAUCAUGUAUCCCAGGAUAAACGAGCUUGUGGGGGAGCUGCAUCAAAGGAAAAUCAGCACUUUCUUGGUGACGAACGCCCAGUUUCCGGAGGCUAUCCGAAAUCUCGAUCCCAUCACGCAGCUCUAUGUCAGUGUGGACGCUGGGACGCCCGAGACGCUUAAGGCGGUUGAUAGGCCGCUGUUCUCCGACUUCUGGCAGAGAUACUUGGACUCCUUAAAGGCAUUGAAGGCCAAGAAGCAGCGAACAGUCUACCGACUGACCCUGGUCAAGGGCCACAACAUGGAGGAGGCGGCGAACUAUGCCAAGCUCGUGGCGUUGGGAACCCCGGACUUCAUCGAGAUCAAGUCCGUAACCUUCUGCGGCGAGUCUAAGGCCUCCUCGCUCACGAUCGGAUGCACGCCCUGGCACGAAGAGGUUAAAGCCUUCUCGGAAGCCAUGCUCUCGAAGGAAGGUCUGGAGUCCCAGUACGAGCUCGCUUGCGAGCACCAGCACAGCUGCAUCGUGCUGCUCGCCAACAAGCGCUACAAGGUCGAUGGACGCUGGCAUACUUGGAUCGAUUAUGACCGCUUCCACGAACUUGUCAAAGCAGGUGUGGAAUUUGAUGCUACUGAUUACUGGGCUCCAACACCGGAAUGGGCCCUGUACGGCUCGGAAGAGGCGGGAUUUGACCCCAACGAGACGCGCGUGUAUCACAACCGCACCAAGAAGCGUGCCCAAGCCGGCCUCCUUUCAAAGGAGCAGCUGAAGAUGUACCCAGACAAUCCGGCCAAGCAGUAA